UUGCCCCCGAACCCCUCCAGACCCCCCCGGACCCACCAGGCAGGAGAGUGUCCGCCCCCACCGUGCCCUGGGGACGUGCCCGGGGGUCCCCCCGGGGAUCCCGAAGCCCCCGGGCGUGCAGGGGUUCCCCGGCUCGGGUCUGGGGGCGCUCACCCCGUGCCCCCCCACCGCAGGUCCCCCCGUGGCCCGGACGGAGCCGGAGCAGAUGGAAGCACCGGGAUGCACCGGCUCAGAGUGGCUGGUGGUCCCCAAGGCGGAGGUGACCCCCGAGGACGAUCCAGGGGACCCAGGGCUCCACGACUCAGGGCACUGGCUGGUGCGGAAGGUGAAGGUGGAGGAGGAGGAGGAGGAUGAGGCCGAGGCCCCGCAGCCCCCGCCCGGCGCCUUCCCCCCCGGCCCCGCCUGCAAGGCGGAGGAGCCGGGCUACGGGGUGCCGCCGGCCUGGGGGCCCGGGCCGCGCCUGGACGCCAUCGGGAUCGGCUUCGAGGCGGGCACCGGCACCGGCACGGGCGCGGGGACGAGCCCCGGCCCCGGCGGCGGCCCGCGGCCGUUCUGCUGCCCGCAGUGCGGGAAGGCCUUCGGGAAGAAGGCGCACCUGACGCGGCACCUGCGGGUGCACACGGGCGAGCGGCCCUUCCCGUGCCCGCACUGCGGCCGCCGCUUCCGCCAGCGCAUCCACCUGCGCUCGCACCUGCGCACGCACACCGGCGAGCGGCCCUACCCCUGCCCGCGCUGCGCCCGCCGCUUCCGCAAGAAAACGCACCUGGACCGGCACCUGCGCACGCACACCGGCGAGCGCCCGCACCCCUGCCCGCGCUGCCCCCGCCGCUUCGCCCACCGCCAGCACCUCCUGCGGCACCUGCGCCUGCACGGGGACCCGGCCCCGGGACGCGGGCACGCCGAGGAGGAGCCGCCGCCGUGCCCGGGCUGCGAGAUGAGCCUCGCCUGGAAGCAGAGCCCGGCGCCGCAGCCGGGGCUGCACGCGGGACCGGAGCCGGGAGCCGGGAAUGGACACCCGGACGAGCAGCGGGACGGGGACGGGGACGGCCCCGCCGAGGAGCAGCUGCUCAUUUGCCCCCGGUGCGGCACGGGCAUCGCCUGGAAGCAGAGCUCGGCGUCGCGCCUGUGGCAGCAGCCGGAGAGCCGAGCCCUCGGCUGUGCCCAGCACCCCCUGCAGCCCGGAGCCCAGGACCCCCCGCGGGUGCCCACGGCCGAGCCCCCCUUCGUGCGGGACCCCCGGCUCCUGUCGCAGGUGCCCGCUGCCGACUGCGGCCACGGCUGCGCCCAGGACCCCCCGCCCCUCCCGCAGCCCCCGCAAGUGCCCGGCGCCCAGGACCGCCAGCGGGUGCCCGCUGCCAAAAGCGGCCAGGGCCGUGCCCAGGACCCUCGGGACCCCCCGCGGGCGCCCCCCGCCCAGCGCCCCUUCGCCUGCCCGCAGUGCGGGCGCGGCUUCGGGCGCAAGGCGCACCUGGCGCGGCACCUGCUGGUGCACUCGGGCACCCGGCCCCACGCCUGCGCCCGCUGCGGCCGCCGCUUCAGCUCCAAGACCAACCUGGGCCGGCACCAGGCCGUGCACACGGGGCUGCGGCCCCACCGCUGCGCCCGCUGCGGCCGCGGCUUCACCCGCAAAACGCACCUGGAGCGCCACGAGCGCACCCACGGCACCGGCACCGGCACGGGGGCGGGGAUGGGCACUGCCACCGCUGCCACUGCCACCGCUGCCACGGGCACGGGUGUCACGGCGUCCCAGCUGAGCUGGCCAGAGCCCCCCACCCUGUGCCCCUGAGCCCCCGCAGGUGCCAGGGGCUGCGGUGGAUGCCGGUGGUGAAUCCUUGGCACUGGCGUGUCAGGAGGUGCUGGGAGGUGCCACGGGCCCUGAUGGCUGCCGGUGGUGGGUCCUGGCACUGGGAUGUGCCACGGGACCCGGUGGCUGCCGGUGGCACGUCCUGAGCGCUGGGAAGUGCCGGGUUCCUCCGUGGCUGCCGGUGCUGCGUCCUUGGCAGCGGGCUGGGCCGGGCUGUGCCGGUGCCUGCAGCAGCGCCGGUGGUGAACCCCGGCCCUGGGACGUGCCGGGAUGUGCCGGGAUGUGCCGGGGCCGGUGGUGACCCCCAGCUCUGGGAUGUGCGGGGAUGUGCCAGGAUGUGCCGGGAUGUGCCGGUGCCACAUCCUGAGCUCCGGGAUGUGCCGGGGCCGGUGGUGACCCCUGGCCCUGGGACGUGCUGGGAUGUGCCAGGAUGUGCCGGGAUGUGCCGGUGUCGCAUCCUGAGCGCCGGGAUGUGCUGGGGCCGGUGGUGACCCCCAGCCCUGGGACGUGCCGGGAUGUGCCAGGAUGUGCCGGGAUGUGCCGGGAUGUGCCGGGAUGUGCCGGUGUCACAUCCUGAGCGUCGGGAUGUGCCGGGACCGGUGGUGACCCCCAGCCCUGGGACGUGCCGGGAUGUGCCGGGAUGUGCCGGUGUCACAUCCUGAGCGCCGGGAUGUGCCGGGGCCGGUGGUGACCCCCGGCCCUGGGACGUGCCGGGAUGUGCCGGUGCCACAUCCUGAGCGCCGGGAUGUGCCGGGGGCCCCGGCAGGGGGAUCCCACAGGGUCCCACAGGGUCCGGGCUCGUUCAGCAGCCGCCGGAGCGUUGUGGCCGGUGGCGCCGGAGAGCCCCCGGUGAGGGGCGCGGGGGGGACACAGGGGGGUGUCCCCAGCGCGGCGCGGCCGUGGGCGGGGGGCAGGGGCUGCGCAGUGGAGCCCGGCUGCCAAUAAAGCCGUUUUUAUGGAAUU
Onychostruthus taczanowskii (white-rumped snowfinch) is the source of this 2767-nucleotide messenger RNA. Its product is annotated as zinc finger protein 467-like. Gene Ontology annotation, cellular component: nucleus. The transcript is spliced from 3 exons. Gene Ontology annotation, molecular function: DNA-binding transcription factor activity, RNA polymerase II-specific; sequence-specific DNA binding. The record is from RefSeq and is a predicted model, not a curated record. Gene Ontology annotation, biological process: regulation of transcription by RNA polymerase II. Bases 206 to 1786 code for a protein of 526 amino acids. NCBI's taxonomy places the organism in Eukaryota, Metazoa, Chordata, Aves, Passeriformes, Passeridae.